Messenger RNA from Didymosphaeria variabile, 903 nucleotides. RefSeq names its product 60S ribosomal protein L5 (gene RPL5). Gene Ontology annotation, biological process: ribosomal large subunit assembly; translation. The transcript has 4 exons. Lineage: Eukaryota; Fungi; Ascomycota; Dothideomycetes; Pleosporales; Didymosphaeriaceae. Gene Ontology annotation, cellular component: cytosolic large ribosomal subunit; ribosome. The record is from RefSeq and is a predicted model, not a curated record. Gene Ontology annotation, molecular function: 5S rRNA binding; structural constituent of ribosome. Bases 1 to 903 code for a protein of 300 amino acids.
AUGCCUUUCUCUAAGCUCGUCAAGAACAAGGCGUACUUCUCGCGGUACCAAGUCAAGUACAAGCGCCGCCGCGAGGGCAAGACCGACUACUAUGCCCGCAAGCGCUUGACCACCCAGGCCAAGAACAAGUACAAUGCGCCCAAGUACCGCCUCGUCGUCCGCUUCACCAACCGCGACAUCGUUGCUCAGAUCGUCACCUCUGAGAUUGGCGGUGACAAGGUCUUCAUGGCUGCGUAUGCCCACGAGCUCAAGCCCUACGGCAUCACUCACGGUCUUACCAACUGGUCCGCUGCCUAUGCCACCGGUCUUCUGCUCGCCCGCCGCACCCUGAAGAAGCUCGAGCUCGACGAGGCUUUCGAGGGUGUUGAGGAGGCUGACGGCGAGUACAAUCUCACCGAGGCCGCCGAGGUUGACGGUGAGGAGCGCCGCCCCUUCAAGGUCUUCCUGGACGUCGGUCUUACCCGUACCUCCACCGGUGCCCGUGUCUUCGGUGCCAUGAAGGGUGCCUCUGACGGUGGUCUCCUCGUACCCCACUCCGAGAACCGUUUCCCCGGUUACGACAUCGAGUCCAAGGAGCUUGAUGCCGAGAUGCUCCGCAAGUACAUCUUCGCCGGUCACGUCGCUGAGUACAUGGAGACUCUUGCCGACGACGACGAGGAGCGCUACAAGUCCCAGUUCAGUGGCUACAUCGACGACGACAUCGAGGCCGACGGUCUUGAGGAGCUGUACCAGGAUGCCCACAAGCAGAUCCGCGAGGAUCCCUGGAAGAAGGAGGAUGGCGACGAGCCCAAGAAGUCCAAGGACGAGUGGAAGAAGGAGUCCCUCAAGUACAGGUCGUCCAAGCUCUCCAAGGCCGAGAAGGAGAAGCGUGUCCAGGAGAAGAUCCAGCAGCUCAAGGCUUAA